This is a messenger RNA of Xyrauchen texanus (razorback sucker), 3217 nucleotides long. Its product is annotated as interleukin enhancer-binding factor 3-like. The transcript is spliced from 19 exons. The coding region runs from base 61 to 2601 and encodes 846 amino acids. Gene Ontology annotation, molecular function: double-stranded RNA binding; single-stranded RNA binding. The record is from RefSeq and is a predicted model, not a curated record. NCBI's taxonomy places the organism in Eukaryota, Metazoa, Chordata, Actinopteri, Cypriniformes, Catostomidae. Gene Ontology annotation, cellular component: precatalytic spliceosome.
AUGCGCGGCCCGGAAGUGGAUCGUUUGUGCUUCCAUUGACUGACUAAAGCAAGAACGAUUAUGGCUCAAAUGAGGAAUUUUCCGAGGAGGAGGGAAGGGCCUCUUCCACCUCGACCACCACCCGCUUGGGAUGAGCAAAAGGCCUAUGAGGAGUUGCUGUACUGGGAUAAUCUCAUUCAGGAGGGUGUACGCGUUCACCCACACGACUUCGAACGAUAUGAAGAGCUGCGUUAUUGGUAUGACUGCUUGUGUUAUGAGGAAGACCUCAGGCAGUACAACGAUUACAUCGUUGAGUACAGAAAGUGGGAAGACGUGCAUUUGCAUCCAGGAGAGCAUCACCCAAUGAAGCCACCACCCCAGCGCACGUUUGUGUAUGAGGAUCGCUAUAUCAGGGCCAAGCAUUCAACUGUGUACCCAUCAGCAGAACAGCUAGAUGCGGUACAGAACAUGGUGUCUCACAUGGAGCAUGGCCUGAAAGCUGUCUCUGACUGGCUGAAGGAAAAAGAGGGUGCUUCUGCUGGUGCUUCUGUGACUGCAAGUAAUUCGGCUCAGAGUAAACUGCAUGGGGUUUUGAGAGUGGGCCUGGUGGCAAAAGGACUCCUGCUGAAAGACGAUAUGGAACUAGAGUUGGCCCUUCUCUCCAGAGACAUGCCCACCAGUUCUCUGCUCAGGCUGAUUUCUGGAAAACUCUCAGAGUUCAUAAAGGAUGUUACUGAAGACAAAUAUGUCAUCACCCCAUCUAUCCAAGAAGCUGCUGUUAUUGUUACGAGCACGAAGGAGCCUCUUCUGAAACUGACCAUCCGUCUGACCUCACCCCUGGUCAGGGAGCAGGUUGAAAAAGAGGCUGCUGGAGAAACGUGCGCGGAAAGCUCUCCGCAGGACGCUCUGGACAGGCAGAAAUGCCUGGCUGCUCUGGCGUCUCUCCGCCAGGCCAAGUGGUUCCAGGCUAAAGUUUCCAGACUUGAGUCGUGUGUUCUCGUGAUUCGGAUCUUGCGGGACUUGUGUAACCGUGUUUCAACCUGGGCACCCCUCAAAGGCUGGAUUCUUGAACUGCUCUGUGAGAGGGCUAUUUCAACCAGCGAGAGGGUGCUGGGACCAGGAGAGGCAUUCCGGAGAGUUCUGGAGUGUCUUGCGUCAGGGAUACUAUUGGAGGACGGCCCAGGCAUUUCUGAUCCCUGUGAGCGAGAGAGCACUGAUGCCUCUGCCCAUCUUACCCAGCAACAGCGAGAAGAAAUUACUCAGAGUGCACAGUUUGCCUUGAGACUGUCAGCAUUUGGACAGCUUUACAAAGUGCUUGGAAUGGACCGCCUCAUUUCCAAAGCCUAUCGAAUGCCCAGUGGGCAAAUCACAGUGCCUGGUCCCCCAGUAAAGAGAUCAAGGGAUUCUUAUGAUUCAGGAGAUUCUGAUAUGAGGCUGAAGUUUCCAAGGAAAGAAAAGACAGAGCCAGCAAACGCCCUUAUGAAGUUGAACCAGCUGCGGCCUGGGACACUAUACAAGCUGUCUUCACAGACCGGGCCUGAACAUGAACCUCAAUUCACCAUGGCUGUCGAGGUGGAUGGGAAAACAUAUGAGGCUACAGGCCCCUCCAAACGCAGCGCCAAGCUUCAUGUAGCCCAGAAAGUUCUGCAGGCACUUGGUGUGCCCAUGUCAGAGAUCAAGACUACUGAUGAAAAUAAGAACAAGGCUGCAGGUGUAACUGCAGCCCCGGUAGUGAGUGCGGCUUCAGUUAAUCAAGCCACGCCCACUGGAUCUGAAGAUGGUUCUGAGGGUGGGCCCAUCCUUACCAAACAUGGCAAAAAUCCCAUCAUGGAGCUUAACGAGAAGCGGCGAAGCCUGAAAUAUGAGCUAGUCUCUGUCAAGGGACGCUUCAACGACAAGACCUUCACUAUUGAGGUAGAGGUUGAUGGACAGAAAUUCCAAGGUUCUGGAUCAAAUAAGAAAUUAGCCAAAGCUAAUGCAGCCCUUGCAGCUUUAGAACGACUCUUUCCAGAGGGUUCUCCUGCUGACCCACUCAAGAAAAAGCGAUUUCCUGCUAUGGGUUAUGGCAUGGGUGGUGUAUACAAUGCCGGUAGAGGAAGAGGCCGUGGUAGAGCCAGAGGAUUCAACAACACUGGCUCAACGUUUGCAGGGUCUACCCCUAGCGCUGAAGUUGCCCUAACCCCAACUGUUACCACCUCCAGCACACCUAUGAACACCCAGGAGGACCCGUCUGCAGCCUUGAGCGCAGCCACCUACCAAGCUGUCCCUCCUCCUAUGGCCGGCUAUUAUAAUCAGUACAGCCAGUCCUUUUCGCAGUUCAAAAAACCCAAUAAUGUGGGUCAGGGCCAGAACAAAAACUCAAAUCAAGCUCCUCUUGUAGGACCAGACUAUGGCUAUGGUUAUCAAGGUGCUGGCAUGGGUAUGGGGCCACCCGGUGUGCCAGGACCACCUGGUGUGGGGCCGACUGAUUUCAAUUAUGCUGCAUACUAUGCACCACCUGGUACAGCAACGUUUGGGCCACCUGGUACCACUCCCCAGAGCUAUGGCUUCACCCAGAGUGCCUACCCCAACCUGGGUGGCUACAGCAGUGCAGCCAAUAACACAGACUACACCUUCAGAUAAACAUGUCAUGUUUGGUCUCCUUUAUCGGGGAUGUACAGAUGCUUAUUCAUACAAUUUAAAAUCCUUUCUGUGAUUCUAAAGCCAGUGUCCUCUGAAUUUAAGCAUUCACUCACUAAAACUUAUUCAAAUGUUAUUUUUGACAUUUGAACUGAGCCUCAGCUCCACAGAGUAAGCAUCAUUUUGAUUCACCGUUAGUUUCAGGAAAUGAUACAUCUGGUUGGUGGACAUUGCUUGGUCUGUGUCUAAAUGAUUGGUGUGAGUCAAGUGUAAGUUUUUAAUCUGGUCACAAUUCUGUUUUCCCCCCCAAGGCAUAUUUAUGAUUGAUCUCUUAUUUUUGCAGCGGUUUUCUUAUUUUUUUUUUGGAUUGAAUGUGGACAAAAGAUUGAAUAUAGUUUUUUGAUGUUUACUCCUCUGAAACCACUUCAUAAGCUAUUCCUUAGGUUGAAGUUUUAAGAGGUUUGCGUUACUUGAUGUUUAAUCUCAGUACGGUCUUUUAUGUAGAAUGCCUAUUGAACAGUGAAUAGUUACAAAGCACAGAGCAUUUAUGUUCCUGGAUCAAGUUUAUGUUGUAUGUCAUAUCUUUGACAUGUGCAGAAAUAAACUUUUUCAAUUUUAA